Mucor velutinosus is the source of this 1272-nucleotide messenger RNA. RefSeq lists its product as uncharacterized. NCBI's taxonomy places the organism in Eukaryota, Fungi, Mucoromycota, Mucoromycetes, Mucorales, Mucoraceae. Gene Ontology annotation, cellular component: mitochondrion. Gene Ontology annotation, molecular function: 3-oxoacyl-[acyl-carrier-protein] synthase activity. The record is from RefSeq and is a predicted model, not a curated record. The transcript has 5 exons. Gene Ontology annotation, biological process: fatty acid biosynthetic process. Bases 1 to 1272 code for a protein of 423 amino acids.
AUGGCACAACGCAGAGUAGUCGUUACAGGUUUGGGCCUCGUCAGCCCAUUAGGUGUAGGCGUAAAGGCGGCAUGGAAAAACCUGUUGGAUAGUCAAUGUGGUAUUAUAUCAUUAGCUGAGCGCGAGGGCUUUGAGAAAUUACCAGUGCGAAUCGCAGCCGAAGUACCUCAAGGCAGUUUUGAAAAUGGCAAGUUUACAGCAAGCGAAUGGCUGGAUAAAGGCGAUGAUAGAACCAUGGCCAAGUUUUCUCAUUAUGCGAUCGCAGCAGCUCGUCAAGCUAUCAAUGAUGCUCAGUGGAUUCCAGAGACUGAUUUAGAUAAAGAGAGAACUGGUGUAUGCAUUGGUUCUGGUAUGGGAAGUUUGGAAGAUAUCGUAGACACUUCAGCUGCUUAUUCAUCAGGCGGUUACAGAAAAGUGUCGCCCAUGUUUGUUCCUAGAAUAUUGAUCAACAUGGCAGCAGGCCAUCUCACCAUGAAGUACGGAUUCCAAGGACCCAAUCACGCAGUAUCCACCGCUUGCACAACAGGCGCCCACGCUAUUGGAGACGCUAUGCGAUUCAUUCAGUAUGGGGAUGCAGAUGUCAUGAUUGCCGGUGGCACCGAGGCGUCUGUGCACCCAUUAGCCAUUGCAGGUUUUGCCAGAGCCAAAUCAUUAGCAUCGCAAUAUGACGACAAGCCAACAGAGGCAUCACGGCCCUUUGACAAGGAUCGAUCUGGAUUUGUCAUGGGAGAAGGAUCAGGUGUCGUUGUGUUAGAGGAAUACGAGCACGCUAAAAAGAGAGGAGCCAAAAUAUAUGCAGAACUCAAGGGUUAUGGUCUUUCUGGUGAUGCCCAUCAUAUGACUUCACCCCCAGAGCAUGGACAGGGUGCUGUGCGAUCCAUGCGACGUGCAUUGCAAGUAGCCGGGCUUUCACCCGCAGACAUUGACUAUGUAAAUGCACAUGCCACCAGCACACCGGCAGGAGACGUUGCUGAAAACAGAGCUAUUAAAACGGUGUUUGAUGGUCACUGGGACAGCAUCAAUGUAUCCUCUACCAAGGGAGCCACAGGCCAUUUACUAGGCGCUGCUGGUGCUGUGGAAGCCAUUUUUUCCAUCUUGUCUGUACACAACGAUGUGAUCCCUCCAACACUCAACUUGCAUCAACCUGCCAACGAGGAAUUCAACUUGAACUAUGUCCCGCUCGUGCCUCAAGAGAAGCUAGUAAGAGCUGCCAUUACAAACAGUUUUGGAUUUGGUGGUACAAAUGCCACGUUGUGUUUCUCAAAAGUUUAA